Messenger RNA from Agrilus planipennis (emerald ash borer), 1159 nucleotides. Its product is annotated as 2-oxoglutarate and iron-dependent oxygenase domain-containing protein 3. The record is from RefSeq and is a predicted model, not a curated record. Gene Ontology annotation, cellular component: membrane. Lineage: Eukaryota; Metazoa; Arthropoda; Insecta; Coleoptera; Buprestidae. Gene Ontology annotation, molecular function: iron ion binding; oxidoreductase activity, acting on paired donors, with incorporation or reduction of molecular oxygen; L-ascorbic acid binding. The coding region runs from base 114 to 1064 and encodes 316 amino acids. The transcript is spliced from 4 exons.
GGGGGCAACCUAACUUUUGUAAACACAAAACAGCUGUUUCUGUUCCUGGUCGAUAUUAUUUAAAAGGUAUACUUAUUUUUAAAGUAAUAAUUUACUACCAGUUAAUUAAAGUAAUGACAAACGAGGAAAAUCAACUGAAAAAACGAAAAGUUGUUCAUAAAAGUGAUAAAACUGCCGAAACAGUUCCUGAUAAGAAUAAAACAUUAGGAUCUCUGCCAACAUUCCCAAAUCAAAGAUUAUGGAGUCGCUCAGUAUUAAUAAUUGGAUUAUUACUAUUUAUAUGGUACAAAUCCAGUAGUAAAAACGGAAAUAUCACAUUGGCAAAACAAAGUGAAAUAUUAGCAAAUAAAGGUAGCAUGUUUGAUUGUGAUGCUGAUUAUUCAAAAGAAGUCACCUCUUAUCCAGAAUGUAUCCCUAAUGUAUGUGGAAGACUUGUUACUGAUAAACUUAUAACUGGCACUGAAGCCGAUAUGCUACAUAAAAUUGCACAAAGAGGAUUUGCUUUGGGAGGUUCUGAUGGUGGAGCAUCUAUUUUUGAUUUGCAUUCGGGAGCAUUAUCAUUCAAAACUAAAUUCGUUAAUGUCUUGGCACUUAAUGAAUCAAAACGAAUUUUAAGUCCUAUUGAUGUUUCAACUUACAAACUAGUAAUGAAUAAGAUAAAAGGGGCUGUUGUACACGCUUUCAAAAUAGAUCCUCAUAGUCUGUAUCUUACUAAGCCAACAUUUUUUUCCAAAUUAACUAACAUUCCACCAGUUACUGAGCAUGACAAAUAUUGGAUGCCUCAUGUUGACAAAGAAACCUACGGUUCAUUCCAUUAUACAUCACUUUUAUACCUUUCUGAUUUUGGUAUGGAUUUUAAAGGGGGUAGAUUAACAUUUAUUGAUAAACAAGCAAACGUCACAAUCGAACCCAGAAAAGGGCGAGUGGCUAUUUUUACAUCAGGUGCAGAAAAUUUUCAUUUUGUAGAAAGAGUUAGUGAAGGAACAAGGUAUGCUAUAACUAUCUCAUUUACUUGUAACAAGUUUGAGAAGAACGAUCAACAAAUUUUAGGAUUCAAUUUGUAAAACUGGUUUUAUGUAUGCAUACAGUGUGAUAUCUAGUUUUUAUUAAUUAGCAGUAGAAAAGUAUUUUUAUGCAAAAUACAUUCUUCUGAUAAAAA